Molecule: messenger RNA, 1855 nt
Organism: Bubalus bubalis (water buffalo)
Lineage: Eukaryota; Metazoa; Chordata; Mammalia; Artiodactyla; Bovidae
Gene: TMEM74
Product: transmembrane protein 74
Exons: 2
Coding region: 204-1121 (305 amino acids)
Source: RefSeq, a predicted model, not a curated record
CGCCCAGCCCCGCCCCGCGGGCUCCGCAGGCGCUGCCCACCCCACGAAGCGGGCGGCGCGCAGAGGCUACAAGUGCUGCGGCUGGUGAGCAGGGUACUUUCCCGAGGAGCGGCUCAGGGACUAGCGCGCGGUGCUCGAGGCUCGCUGGGUGGCCAAGGCAGGAGACUCUCUGGAAGCUGCUGGGGGAUGUCUGACUAGCUCGAAUGGAGCUCCACUACCUUGUUAAGAAAAGCAGCCAGGCAGCCCCGUGUGAUGCUGCUGACUGGAGUUCAAGAGGGCCUCCCGGGGACCAGGCAGAUGCAGCAGCCACCAGAGCUGCUCUCUGCUGCCAGAGACGUUGUACCUCGAAGCCAAGAGCGUUGGAGAUGGGAGCAUCUAAACUUAGCCCUUCCCCAGCAUCCCCUUCCCCCUCCCUGCAAGACAGGGCUAGUCACACAGACUCGCUGCCACCAGGACCUCUCAACUCAGGGAACAACCAGAUAACAGCAGAACAGAAAGUCUGCAACUGCUGCAGCCAGGAAUUAGAAACCUCUUUUACCUACGUGGACGAGAAUGUCAACCUGGAGCAAAGGAACAGGCGCUCCCCUUCAGCAAAAGGGAGUGAUCACCUGGGAGACCUCGGCUGGGGAAAUCCAAAUGAGUGGUCCCACGAGUCUGCCAUAUCCCUGAUUUCCGAAGAUGAAGAUGAUGCCAGCUCGGAAGCCACCUCUUCAGGGAAGUCAGUAGACUAUGGUUUCAUAAGCGCCAUCUUGUUCUUGGUCACUGGUAUCUUGCUGGUGAUCAUCUCGUACAUUGUCCCACGGGAUGUGACUGUGGAUCCCAACACUGUGGCGGCCCGGGAGAUGGAACGCCUGGAGAAGGAGAGCGCGAGGCUGGGGGCUCACCUGGACCGCUGUGUGAUUGCCGGACUCUGCCUGCUCACGCUUGGGGGGGUCGUUCUGUCCUGCUUGCUGAUGAUGUCCAUGUGGAAGGGGGAGCUAUACCGUCGUGACAGGUUUGCCUCCUCUAAAGAGUCUGCGAAACUCUACGGUUCCUUCAACUUCAGGAUGAAAACAAGCACUAACGAAAACACCCUGGAACUGUCGCUGGUGGAGGAAGAUGCUCUCGCUGUACAGAGUUAAUUCUGGUUGUGAACUUCUUGAGAGUCUGCCUUGGUAUUUUAUAUGAACAAAACAAAGCAAAACACAUUUCUUAAAAUUACUAGUGCAGUUUAUUUGCCUGGCAAGAAAAGUUUGUUUCCCAAACCAACAGCCAGUGAGAGUUUUUGCUCUUGUAUUUUUUAUUUAGAAGAAAAGCCAUGUAAGACGCAUUAAGAACCCACAGCCAGCUCCACUGGUCCUUCUAAAGAGCUGAGACUAAUCUGUAAUGGCCACCUGCUUCUAUUAAUACUUCUAUAGCAAAAUAUUUCUAACAAUUCAGUGUUCAAAUGAUUUCUUUUACAUGAUACGGGAUGUUUUUCUUUAGACACUAGAAGGUAUAGAACCAAUUCGUAACCUGUUUUGUGAAAAAGAAUGUAAGCACUAAUCAUAUAAGGCUUACAGUUAAUUCUCAAAGGUGCUUAUCCAUUUUCUUACUCAACUUAUUCUUUCUGUAAUUUGGCUAAACAUUAAAAUAUGCGGUUUUGACUUUGAAUAUUUUGAAGCUUGAAGAUACUGAUUAUUAAAACAUGCAAAAAUACAUAUGUUAUUUUCAAAAGUAUUCCUGUACUCAAAAGUGGUAAUUAAGUCAUUAGAAUAAACUUUCUAAUAAAAUUAUAUAAAUCAGCCAAUCUGAAUUUAACCCAGAAUGGUAGUUCCAGAUAUUAGCCAGCGUCACAUGCCCGUUUUCUAGAUAAGUAAAAUUAAUUGCUAAUAUA